Toxorhynchites rutilus septentrionalis is the source of this 5191-nucleotide messenger RNA. Its product is annotated as retinol dehydrogenase 12-like. NCBI's taxonomy places the organism in Eukaryota, Metazoa, Arthropoda, Insecta, Diptera, Culicidae. Bases 130 to 1119 code for a protein of 329 amino acids. The transcript has 3 exons. The record is from RefSeq and is a predicted model, not a curated record.
AAACAAACUUGCAUCUUGACUGGUUGUUUUCGUCAAGAAAGUUAGAAAUUUGUUAAUUAAUACGCCUACAAAUUGGCUUUUUUUGAGUUUCGAUCUGUAAGGAGUUCAAUCCUCGUGCUAGUGCGGAACAUGUCCUCUCUCUCGUCCGAGUUGCUGAUUCCGGUAGGGCUUGUGACGGUCGGUGUUUAUGCGCUGAGGAGAUAUAAAAUUCGAAGAUGGGGUUGGGUCAAAAAUAAGCAUUCCCUCAAAGGAAAACUCUUUAUAAUAACAGGAGCCAACACCGGAUUAGGAUACGAAACUACCAAAGCCAUCACUGCCAGACAAGCUACAACGAUAAUGGCUUGCCGCAACAUGACCAAAGCAAGACAGGCCAUCGAAAGGAUACGCCAGGAAUCGAAGGAAGGUGAACUUAUUCCAAUGGAAUUAGAUUUAGCCUCGUUCAACUCUAUUCGUAAAUUUGCUUCGGAAAUAAACGCAAAGUAUCCAAAAAUGUUCUGUCUGGUGAAUAAUGCUGGAUUGGCUGCCCAGAAUCCUGAGUUUACCGAGGAAGGUUACGAAAUUCACUACGGCGUGAAUCAUCUUGGCCAGUUCUUGUUAGUGGAUCUGCUUAAAGAUAACUUGAAAAAGUACAAUUCACGCGUUGUGGUCGUUUCGUCGCGAAUGCAUGAAAUAGACGCCAGCAUAGAUUUGGAGAAUCUCGGCAAAUGGGUUGAAUAUGAGAGCCGUCUAAACAGAUUGUACAACAAUUCGAAGCUGAUGAAUUUCUAUUAUGCUAGAGAGCUUUAUAAAAGAGGUUUCAACGUUCACGUGUUGUGUCCUGGCCUAUGUCACACGGAUUUCUUCCGAAGUUAUGACCCCAAGUGGUAUCAUUACAUGCUUUUUUCACCCAUCGUGUGGCUCAUGCUUCGAUCAGCUGAACAGGGCGCCCAAAAUAUAAUACACUGUGCGACUGAUAGUUUCAUCAACGAGCGGGAGAAUCCUGUCACCGGACACUAUGUGUCCAAUAUGAAAAUGCGAAAAUCGAAACUCGCCUUUGACGAGCGGAUUUCUGUCGCAUUAUGGAAUGUGAGCUUGGAAGCGAUAGAAAAACACAGCGGGAACGAAGCGGAUAUUCGAUAAGAUCAGCGAAGCCGCUCCGAUAAGAUCAUCUUGAUCGAUCCGAUCAAGAAUAAUAACCUAGCAUAAUCUGUUGUUCUAACAUUUUGGUCUUGGAUUAUGAGUUUAAACGGUUGAUGAGUGCACUCAGACAUGGGAUGGAGGACAUGUCCGCAGUCAAUAAUGUUAUUCCGGGAAUAGGCUGAAAACUCGUUUGCAUGGCGCUUAAUACUUAUAUAUUUUAGCUUAUAUUUUAGUUCUUUGUGUACUAACAUGUAGUUUAUGAGUUUUGUUUGUAAUAUGAAUAUUUUCUAUUAAUGCUUAACGUAUUGGGUUGCCCGAAAAGUAAUUGUCGAUUUUUUUCAUUACAAAUAAACUACUUUUUUGUACAUUGAAUGAACGCAAAAGAUGAGAUGUACAUAAUUUCAAAGCUUAAACUCUCAAGUUUUGGAAUAUUUUAUGAACAAAUUUGUAUCUUGGUUUGCGUAGAUUUAGUGGACAAAAAAAUCGGGGGGAAAUGAAAAAUCGAUUUCUUUUUGUUUUUUCAAAGAUUUUGUGGACUAACACAAUUUUUGUGCAACUAAUUCAAGAGCAAAUCCAAUUAUCCUUAUCAACCACCUUUCAUUUGAUCACUCUAACGUUCCUGUAGGACAGGUAUAUUCAAGCCUAGGUAUACGAGCUGCAUUAGGCCCACCGGGUUAUUCUGGUUGGCCCAACUAAUAUUAUUUCAGUAGUAGUGCCAAACUAGAAAACUGGACACUUUUUUAUGCAAUAGUUUUGACGUUAAUAACUGUUUUUGCUGCGAACAUAUCUCGAUAAUCUGCAUACCAAAAAAAAAGGGAAACUAUUCUACUAUUCUGGUCCCUAAUUCGUAAAUGGUUUGAAUUAACGAAAACUGGGCUUGUUUUCAUAGAGAAACGGAGGAACAGCUGGUUUGAGAGAAACAUCAGAUUUGGCUAGAAUGAUUCUUUUUAUUUCAUUCAUUAUUGAGCCGCCUCAAGACAUCGGAACAAUAAGCAACUAUCAACAUGCAAUAAGCAAUAUUAUCGCCAAUAGGUUUUUCCAUUUAAUAUUUGUUGAUCUCGCACACUGACGCAAUUCGAUAUCGCUAUCGCCUUUAUAGAGCAACAAUUCGAUGAUUUUUUUCUAGAAAACACCAGAUCACGACGUUUUAUGCAUUUUUAAGACAUUUGGCAUGGAAAAAAUGUCGAUUUUCCAGAUUUCUUUUCGAUUUUCGAGCAUCAAAAAACCAACACUUUGAGAGCUUUGAGGCACUCCUGAAUCAUAUCCGAUUGAACUGAAACUUUGCACAGGUCAUUUUUUUGGGCCAAUAAACAAAAUGUCCAUGGUCGGUUUUUAAAAUUUGACAUGACCAUUUUCGCUAUCCCUAGCUAUCCCUAUACCUAGCUUUCCUCUGGUUUCCCCUUGGAAUGCUUUUUUUUUCGCGAAAAACUGCUUUUGCUUAUGUUCGUCAACGCGCGCGGGCUCAAACUAUUGCAGACUUCACAAUUUUAUUUUUUUGAUUACUUGAAAAACUAAAAUGAAAUAAAAACAAAAUCAAUCAAUACCAUCAUCAUCAAUGUCUUGAAAUGAAACAAAUAAAAUUAAAAAAAUACACAAAUACAGAAGACAAUACUUUACACUAUGAAAUCAUGAUGAUGGUACCCUUACAAAAGCUUGAGCUGAACGAGUUCUCUUGUUGAUAAUUAUUAUGAUGAAAUUCAUAAAAAACGGACUGUUUAUGUCACAGUCAUAGAUUCCCAUUCGAGAGAACAACUUAAACCAUCAUGGACGCAUUUAUUCCAUGCCAUGUCGAGAGAGUUUCCAGCCCCGAUGUGAUCGUUUCCGAGUUCAAGCACCUGAGAAAACCGUUCUGGCCGUGGGAUUUUUCGUCAGAGAAAUUUCUUCCGACUUGCACCGUGGUUUAUGCAUAUUCUAGAGCUUUCCACUCCAGAAUACAUUCAAGGCGUGUUAUUUGGCAUAGAAAUUUCAACUAAGUACUAUUAAUAACAAUGAUGCAUAAUACGACGUUCAGAAGGCAAAUGUUCUACUGGGAACAUUAGUGCCAUCCAAGAAGAAGCAAUGUAACCACCAGGGCUCUGCAUAGUCAUAGUCAACUGAGGAUAGUCAGCUGACUAACUGACUGACUAUAUCCAUAGUCAGUUAGUAAUGACUUUUAGCUUCUUGAAGCAGUUUCUCCGCCAAAACGACUGAACAGUCAGUCGGGCGUUUAGUCGCUAUCUCCCUCUACCGACUUGACUAUAUCAUUUCAUUGUUCCCAGUCAAAUUGUCCUCAUUGCAUUUUGAAGUGACUUCCCCCAAAAUGAAUUCAUUCCUUUCUUUCUCUCUCCCAUGUACAUGUGCAUGCAUCGAGUUUGAGUUCAACGUGGUUUGACAUACGCUACAUGUGAGCUAGAUUCUUUUGUAUCGUACACGAAAAUUACUUACACGUAUAAAAUAACGUGCAGUGUGUGUGCGCUAUUUUGCACGCCUAAUACUAACUAAUACUAACGCGAGGACCUUUAUAGCAUACUAAGUUCGUUGGUUUGAGUUCACGAUGGGUAGACAAUAACCGUCCAUUGAUGGGGUAACUUCUUUUUUGCAUCAGAAAUCAUGUUUUCGUUCCUCUUUAUAUGGACGUAAAAAUAAGAUUGUGUACGCGAGUAUGAAUUAGUGUCAGGGGGAAAUGGAAGUGUGGAUUGAAGUCAGUUGAGUGAAGAGGUAGAUUUGUAUUCAUUAGUCGAGUCACCACUGACUGGACUAGUUCACCAGUCAUCCUCGCUAGUCAACACUAGUCAAUUCAUUUUCUAGUCAAGUCACCUUUUGUUGGCGUCGACUGCCGAAGCAGUUCUAGUCGAGGCGAAGCUGCUGAGAGUAGAGUCGGUCCUCAUUUUUCUCCUUCGAAGAUUUCGGGCCCUGUUCAUAACAUUUAAUUUAGAAGAAAUAGUUUUAUUUUGACAAUGAAGCCUCUCGGAUCACAAUUGACUAUGUUAAUAAAUUUCAAACGAUCUAGCAAAGCUAGCUGGUAGUUGACGAAAAAUACUGUUAGUCCACAAAUCUUUGAAAAAACAGAAAGAAAUCUGCUUAUUAUUUCUUCUCGAUAUAUUUGACUCCUAAAUCAUACCAAGAUAAAAUUUGUUCGUAAAAUUUUCCAAAACAUAAGAGUUUAAGGGGAAGGUGGAAGCUAGCCAUUGUAGUAGUAUAGGUAAACCCACGUGUAAAAAUGGGGUAAUAGUGUUUGUGAGAGAAGGGCGAAGCACACGUAAAUAGAUCAAUUCGCUUAUCAGGCUGUGUGGCGCUACAUUGACACGAGUCUUUGAAUAAAUUUGAAAAAAAAUAACAAUUCAAUACUAAAGUAAAAUGUAUGAACGAUAUGUUCCGAUGAACAAUUGCAAAUAUAAAUAUAUAUAGAAGGUGCAUUUGCAUAUAAAGUAAAAUUCUGAUUAUACGCGAGCGUAACAUGAGCAAAUUUAUAACACAUGCGAAUUGGGGCCCUUUUGGUAUUAACAAGUUCUUCCGCAUAGUAACUCGAUGUUGAUAAUUCCUUAAUGUUUUCCUUCGUUGAUCGUAUUGUUUUCACAUACUCACGUUGGAGAGCCUUAACCCUUCGCUUCGUUUUCCGACGUUUUUCACUAUACAGUGCGACAGCAGAUGAAAAUUUAAUAUCUUGAGAGUAAUCGAUUAGAGUUUGGUUGAUAUUACCUGAUGGGAAGUGUGCGAAAAAGAUCACACUGUUUCGCAAAAUUAUUGAUUUUCGGGCGAGGGGUGAGGGAGGGAGGUCAAAGAAAUGAGCGCCAUUGUGGCAGCCAUCUGUGGCUAGCUUCCACCUUCACCUUAAGCUUUAAAAUGAUGUACAUCUCAUCUCUUUUGUGUUUAUUCUAUGUACAAAAAAAUAUAUUUUUGGUAAUGAAAAAAUCGGCGAAUACUUUUCGCGGAACCCAAUAUAUAACCAUUAACAUAAAUGCAUUUUAGCUCAUUACGAACAUGACCAACAUACAGUAUAAACAUUUGUACCAUAUUAUUAUACUUAAACACAAAGAAAAUAACAAUACAUUCCAUGGUACUUCCACCUCUUAUUGCACGAAUUCCGAAUUCA